AUGCGUUUCUCAACCGUCGUCGCUCCAGUCGCCUUGGCCGCCGUCGCCUCUGCGGCCCCAUCUCUAAAGGCCCGUGCUGACGGUGAUGCCUCAUGCAUUCCCUACGAGGUCGCCAUCGGUAUUGAAACCACUUGGAUCUCCACCUUGACCAACUACGACCAGGCAACCGCCGAAAACCUGCUGUACCCUCAGCUCGUCGACUUCUCCGACUCGAUCAACUACAUCGCCGGUAUCCCGCUUGGUGGACCCACCUUCCCGUCAGCCGAAGCAUAUGAGCAAGGUCAGGGCGCUCAACCCCCCAUCGGUCUCACCGUCUUGGGUACUGAUGCCAUCACCUGCGACGGUGUCAUCGCUCUCCGAUGGGUCGGCCAGGUCGGUUUGAACACCUUACCCGCCCAAGGUAUCACCAUCUUGAAGGCCAUCAAGGUCGGUGACGCCGCCGUCGUCGGCCCCACCGGCUGGCAGCUCGCCGAGAUCCACACCGAGUUCAACUCGGCCGCCUGGAUCGUCGACAUUGGUGGCUCUUGCCCUCCCCCCUCUGCUCCUCCGGCCCUCGCUUAA
Cladophialophora carrionii CBS 160.54 is the source of this 561-nucleotide messenger RNA. RefSeq lists its product as uncharacterized. Bases 1 to 561 code for a protein of 186 amino acids. Lineage: Eukaryota; Fungi; Ascomycota; Eurotiomycetes; Chaetothyriales; Herpotrichiellaceae. The record is from RefSeq and is a predicted model, not a curated record. The transcript has a single exon.